AUGCCUCGCUCGGCUUGGAAAGGUCCGUUCUUUGUCGCAUUCCCUGGUCUUCGACAGGCAAUUCAAAAUGGUACUCCCAUUGCCACUCAAGCCCGGAGUUGCACCAUUCUUCCUUCAUUCGUUGGCUUAAAGUUCCUUGUCCAUAACGGAAAAGACUACAUGCCUGUACACAUUACCGAAGAAAUGAUUGGACACAAGUUGGGCGAAUUCUCGUUCACUCGCAAGCGCUUCACUUACCGUUUUACCAAAGCCAAAUAA
This is a messenger RNA of Zychaea mexicana, 258 nucleotides long. RefSeq lists its product as uncharacterized. Gene Ontology annotation, cellular component: cytosolic small ribosomal subunit; ribosome. Gene Ontology annotation, molecular function: structural constituent of ribosome; RNA binding. The transcript has 2 exons. NCBI's taxonomy places the organism in Eukaryota, Fungi, Mucoromycota, Mucoromycetes, Mucorales, Lichtheimiaceae. The record is from RefSeq and is a predicted model, not a curated record. Gene Ontology annotation, biological process: ribosomal small subunit assembly; translation. The coding region runs from base 1 to 258 and encodes 85 amino acids.